UGUCCGGACAUGUAGGUAUCAUAGCGGCUUGGCCUUUGUUAGCGAGUCGGUGAGAAGCACCAAGAAAGCCAGAGGAGCCGCAUUCAUGCACUUACAGGAAGGAAAAUGAUCAUCUGCACGAAAAUCAUGGAUUAUCGCCUUGGAACCCAGUGUCAGUUUGUUCAAAAUCAGGUGAUGGUGAACUCUGAGAAAGACCGUGCUUCUCUCUUGUGUAUGAAGGCUCUGGCCAACAGGGGGCGUCUGGACACGGUGUCUCAGCAGAUGGCUUCUCACCCACAAUACCUGGAGAGUUUCCUGCGCACACAGCACUACAUCCUCUAUAUGGAUGGGCCAUUGCCCCUGCCCUACCGCCACUACAUUGCCAUCAUGGCUGCAGCACGGCAUCACUGUAGCUACCUGGUGUCUCUGCACUCAGCUCAGUUUCUGCGUGUGGGUGGAGAUCCGUUAUGGCUUCAGGGGCUGGAGGCUGCACCCCCACGUCUACAGCACCUUGACCACAUCAACAAGGUCCUGGCCCAUCAGCCUUGGCUCACGGCACGUUCGCACAUACAGGCUCUGCUCAAGACAGGAGAGCAGUGCUGGUCUCUGGCUGAGCUUGUUCAGGCGGUGGUUCUGCUGGCCCACUGUCACUCCCUCUGCAGUUUUGUUUUUGGCUCUGGUUCUGACUCUGAUGGCACUCCCACUCCCAGAGUGCAUCACGGCACACCCCCCGGUUACUGUCUCUGUGACGCUGCCAACGGCAACACGGCCUUAUCACCGCCCCCUGUUGGACCCACAGAGAAGGCAUCACGGCGAAGGUCUCUAGACUCCAGCUGCGAAGUUGCUUGCCUUCUAGAACAAAUUCAAAAAUCACAGGAGGAGAUCAAGGAAAGAAAAGGAGACCGACUCCAUUCACAGACACUCCUACAUUCUGAUGUGGAGGAGGAGGAGGAGGCGAAGUUGUCUGCAGACCCCUCCUGCUUCGUCACAGAUCCAGAAUUCGGCUACCAGGAAUUUGCCAGACGGGAGGAGGACGAUUUCCAAGUAUUCCGGGUGCAGGACUAUUCAUGGGAGGAUCAUGGUUUUUCGUUGGUAAACAGGCUCUACUCUGAUAUAGGACACUUGUUAGACGAGCGAUUCCGCAAUGUGGCUUCCCUCCCUUUCCCUCACAGUCCCGAUCUCAAACGAGCCAUCUGGAACUACAUUCAUUGUAUCUAUGGAAUCAGAUAUGAUGAUUACGAUUAUGGGGAAGUUAACCGGUUACUGGAGCGUGGACUGAAACUUUACAUUAAAGCUGUGGCCUGCUACCCCGACUCCAGCAAGACCCCGCUAUGGCCGCUGUCCUGGGGCCCUGUCAAAGCUUCAGAGAAGGUUCAUGUAAAUUUGUUAGUGAUGGAGGCCCGUCUGCAGGCGGAGCUGCUGUAUGCGCUUAGAGCCAUCACUCAAUACAUGAUCGCAUAAGACAGCGCCACAGAGGGACGUGGUACAAUGGAAAUCAAGGCAAAGAAAUGCAAACAGAGAUCUGUCUCUUCGUCUCUGUAUUUGUUGUCUCUGAGUUGACCAUUGUGACAUAAGGUACUGCUGUGAAAAGUUUCUUUCCCAAAGGUGAAACUUCAGAAAGAAAGAAAAAAGUGCAAAGCAAUCGCUCACCCUUACUGUCAUUUUGCAUGUGCUUCUCCUAUGUGAAUUUGUUAGUUGUUCUUUUGUUUUUGUUUUUUUCCUUUUUUAUUUAUUUUUUUAAUCUUUAUCCCAGGUGGUUAAUGUGCAAUUAUUUUUAUUCACUUGUUGUUGUUAUUAAUAUUUUCCCUCUUUUUUUUUUUCUGUUGCUAUUCAAUUGAGAGAAUUGUCCAACUGUCAGUUUUCCAAGGUAUCAAAUUCUGGAAAGGUCACUGUUUACAGGUAAUGACUGACUGGACAAAAGGUGCUUGCUUAACAUGGCUUCCAGAUAUUUCAUUUGAAUGUGGAACAGUGAGACCAGAGCAAAAUUGAACAAAGGGCAGGAGAAGUUACAACUUUGAGCACUUUUAAGAAACUAUCUAUCUAAAUAACAUCUCAAUAAGCUUUCGGCUGUGGCUUCGUUCAGCGCACGGCAGCUCGUCCGAGUACUGAUUUCACUUCUUCAGGGUGCGUUUCACAAAAGCAUCGUUAACCAACUAUGGUUGCAAGUUCCAUCGUUAUCAGCAUGAACGAGUCUGUGUUUCCCGAAAACAUAGUUCAUGGUUGGAACUACAGUUCUCGACCUGUGGUUCGAAGCAAAGUUUAUUGUUUGCAUGACAUCUAGACUCAAUAAAUCAUUUUCUUGAUUUCCUUUAUAAGCAAGCUAACAUUCAGUACAGUCUAUAUCUUUUAUUUAAAUUAGAAAUGUAAUUUACGUCUUUCAGUUUGUUUUAAGCUUUGUUAUUGAAGUGUGCUUACGAGCUCUAGUACGGAAGAACGAGCCUAUGAUUGAAUCUGGAAAUAAAUCAAAAUGAGCGAUAAUCCUCAGAUGCCAUGUCUGUAAUUUAUAGCAAAACAUCUAGCAUUAAUUCGAUGUCAAACAGAUUAAUUAAAAGACAUUCUUACUCCAACACCUGUCGUGACUAGCUAGAGUUACAUCGUACGGGAAACGCACCCCAGAUCAGUGUGCAUUGCUGGUUUUUUUUUCCUGAAAUCUUCCACAUGCUUUCCUCUCUGCAUGGGUGCUAUAAAGGUUGAUCAUGGAUACUUUUAUAGGAUCCAUUUUAAGUAAUCCCAUUCAUCUCAGUAGCCAUCUAAACCGCUUUACAGUGAACAAUUUGAAAGGAAUUGCAUUUUCUAAUCUACUUUAAAUUGUAUGUUUGCUUUGUGGUAGUGUUCUCAGACUUUCUCAGUUACUUAGGGCAGAAAGUCGGUUUCACCUGCUCUAUACGGAUUGGUCAAAUUAACACAGUAUGUAUUUGAUUUUGGAUGCUUUUUUCAAACUGUUUUAAAAGCAUUUAAAAACCUUCAAUUUUAAGUAAUUCACCCACUGAAUUGAUUCGGAAAGAAGCAUUGAUCGGUGAGAAGCACUGG
Molecule: messenger RNA, 3009 nt
Organism: Pimephales promelas (fathead minnow)
Lineage: Eukaryota; Metazoa; Chordata; Actinopteri; Cypriniformes; Leuciscidae
Gene: sesn4
Product: sestrin 4
Biological process (GO): positive regulation of macroautophagy; cellular response to L-leucine; regulation of response to reactive oxygen species
Cellular component (GO): nucleus
Molecular function (GO): L-leucine binding; oxidoreductase activity, acting on peroxide as acceptor
Source: RefSeq, a predicted model, not a curated record